AUGAAUGUGGCUGGCACUGCCGUAGAAAUAGAUGAAUCAAUGCCUAGGGCUCCGGGAGGAGACCUCGAAUGCGAAGCUCUGGUCACUUCUCUUGAGGAGGAGCUGCAGCGCUGGCGGGAACGGUAUGAAACCAACCAAGAGUUGUAUUCAGCUGUCAAGCAAUGGCAUCUCAAUUUUGAACAACUACGCGGGGCCGAAGUCAAAACUGCAGUCCAUCCUCAAGAAAAUAAUCUUUCUUACGGCCUGAUGGAGUUAGAUUCGCUGGCCAAAUUUAAUCUAUAUCAUUUCUGGAAACCCAAAUAUCAGAUCUUAAGACACUACAGUGGUAGUUUGCCCAUCAUUGAGAGAUAA
Protopolystoma xenopodis is the source of this 351-nucleotide messenger RNA. The record is from the annotation of a GenBank genome assembly. Lineage: Eukaryota; Metazoa; Platyhelminthes; Monogenea; Polystomatidea; Polystomatidae.